Messenger RNA from Ooceraea biroi (clonal raider ant), 1604 nucleotides. It is a transcript of the gene Arpc1, whose product is annotated as Actin-related protein 2/3 complex, subunit 1A. The record is from RefSeq and is a predicted model, not a curated record. Gene Ontology annotation, cellular component: Arp2/3 protein complex; actin cytoskeleton. Lineage: Eukaryota; Metazoa; Arthropoda; Insecta; Hymenoptera; Formicidae. Gene Ontology annotation, molecular function: actin filament binding. Gene Ontology annotation, biological process: Arp2/3 complex-mediated actin nucleation.
GACGCAUCUACGAUGCGGUGUGUGCAUCCGGGGUGGUAUAACCUCGCAGCGGGCAGAUAACCGCUAUCUACGGAUGAACUGUCAAUUCCGUGUGUGCGGAGGGGCGUGUUUUGCGUGCGUCGCGUGAGGCCGGGGAGAUUCGUGUCGACUGACCAGAGUCCGCGAAUUUCCUGAGCGAGGUGCGCGAUCUCCCGGACGCCGGCGAUCCGUCUGACACCGUCAGCUUUCACUCGGCGACCGCGCCCGUCGUGCGUUCCCCCGCACGAGCCCGCCCGCCGCUGAUUCAUCGCCGCGCACGGACGAUCGCUGACGAUCCUCGCCGCUCCUCGGACGCUCGUUGCCGCGCGACUCCUUCCGCCGGUUCCAAGGUCCUCCUCGUAACCGGCGAGCGACGAGAUGACGGAGGUGCACAACUUCGGGGUCGAUGCUAUCAGCUGUCACGCCUGGAACAGAGACAAGACAGAGGUUGCCAUAUGUGCGAACAACAAUGAGAUCCAGGUACAUCAGCGUACCUCGUCUUCCUGGAAGCUGCUGGAGACACUGGAGGAGCACCACAUGGCGGUCAUGGGGAUCGACUGGGCCCCGAAGACCAAUCGCAUCGUCACCUGCUCCGCGGACAAGAACGCCUAUGUGUGGACGCAGAAGGAGGAUGGCAAGUGGGAUCCGGCAUGGGUGCUCCUGCGAAUAAAUCGUGCCGCCACGUGCGUGAAGUGGUCGCCCCUAGAGAACAAAUUCGCCGUGGGCUCCGGGGGACGGAUCAUCGCCGUUUGCUACUUCGUGUCAGAGAACAACUGGUGGCUGUGCAAACACAUAAAGCGCCCGCUGAGGUCCACCGUGACCACCGUCGACUGGCAUCCGGACAACAAAGUCCUGGUGGCCGGAUCCACCGACUACAAGGUCCGCGUCUUCAGUGCAUUUAUCAGUGAUAUGGAGGACGCCCCUGGCACCAGCUCCUGGGGGCAGAGCAAUGCCUUAGGAACGCUACUGGCUGAGUUUCCUAACACACCGCAUGGAGGUGGCUGGAUACACUCGGUGGUAUUUAGCCCGUGCGGCAAUAAAAUCUGCUGGGUGUCGCACAACUCGUCCAUAUGCGUCGCCGACGCCACGAAGGGCAACGCGGUCGUGAGGCUGUACACGGAGCACUUGCCGUUUUUAAGUUGCAUUUGGAUAGGAUCUAGUAACAUUGUUGCCGCGGGGCACAGCUGUAUGCCGAUGUUGUACUCCGUCGACGACAACGGGCAGAUCUACUUCGUGUCGAAGCUGGACAACACGCAGAAGAAGGAGAUCGCCGGCUUGUCCGCCAUGCGGAAGUUCCAGUCGCUCGAUCGGCAAGCGAGGAACGAGACGAACGACAACGCCCUCGACAGCGUGCACCAGAACACGAUCAACUGCAUCCGCCGGGUGUCCGAUCACGAGUUCAGCACGAGCAGCUUAGACGGGCAACUCGUAAUCUGGGACUUGAAGCUUUUAGAGAAUUCCAUCGCUGGUCUCAAGAUAACGUAAGCGCGAGGUGAUUUUUUUUAUAUUUGCCAAGAUCAGAGAUAUUACAUCCAAUACAACGAUGUAUAAAUGUUAAAAUAAAUGCUAUUCGAUUUCUCAUUAAU